Molecule: messenger RNA, 6405 nt
Organism: Spodoptera frugiperda (fall armyworm)
Lineage: Eukaryota; Metazoa; Arthropoda; Insecta; Lepidoptera; Noctuidae
Gene: per
Product: period circadian protein
Exons: 31
Coding region: 297-4058 (1253 amino acids)
Biological process (GO): circadian regulation of gene expression; negative regulation of transcription by RNA polymerase II; entrainment of circadian clock by photoperiod
Cellular component (GO): nucleus; cytoplasm
Molecular function (GO): transcription cis-regulatory region binding; transcription corepressor binding
Source: RefSeq, a predicted model, not a curated record
GCAACACUACAACAAACAGCAACGGCUCCGGCUAGCUAAACGUUUUGUGAGAAGUAACUCGUAACUCAUUCGUUUUGUCGUUUGUUCUUUUAUUGCUGUUAAAACUUAUAUAUUCGUCGAUCAAUACUAGAUGUCGAAAAGUUUAAAAGUGCUAUAAUUUGUUACAAAAACAACGUACUAAUUACUGUUUCAAACUUCAUUACCUAAAGUGAACCCUUAUAUGUGAAAACGGAAUAUUUACCCUAAAGGAUAACGUGAUUUCGGCAUUGUUUCUUUUUAAAUACCAUCAAUGCAACAUGGACAACUUGGAUGAUUCAGAGAACAAUGCGAAGAUUUCAGAUUCAGCUUACUCAAACAGUUGCAGUAACAGUCAAUCUAGGAGGAGUCAUAGUUCUAAGUCUACACAUUCUGGAAGCAAUUCCAGUGGCAGCAGUGGCUAUGGCGGAAAACCCUCAACAUCUGGAAGCAGCAACAACUUGGGUCAGCCACCUAAAAAAGAUAAGGAACCCAAGAAAAAGAAGCCCCAAAUUGAAACAAUGGUCCCAGAUGUAGUUGUGGAAACGGAGGCCAGGGCGCCUGAGCCGGUCCCUACAUUUGAUGCUCCGAAAGAAGAUCAGCUAGAUGUUAUCCCGUCGCUGCCACCUGCGCAUGCUCAAUCAGAGAAGGGAGUGGAGAACAUGGACAUAUGUACCCCUGAGUUGAAUACUCUAAAAGAUGAGGUGGUUUCCUGCAACAUAUCUCAGGUGAAUCCUGGAUCAAGCUUUGUGACCGGUCGGCCCCUACAAGCUACAUAUUGCGCGGUGCAAAGUAAACGAUACCAAGAGAUUGGCCGCUUCGAGAUGCGAUGUGAGAGCUCUGAACAGUUGCGUUGCAAGGAUGGAUUUUCAUGCGUUAUAUCCAUGCAUGAUGGUGUCGUUAUGUACGCAACAUCAUCAUUGACGACUACUCUUGGGUUCCCCAAAGACAUGUGGAUCGGAAGGUCGUUCAUCGACUUCGUUCAUCCAAGGGAUCGCAACACCUUUGCAUCACAAAUCACGAAUGGUUUGGCCGUCCCUAAAAUUGUUAAUGGUACGCAAGAAAAAGUUCAAUCUCCAGCUAACUCGGUGUCCACAAUGGUUUGUCGGAUACGGCGGUACAGAGGCCUCACCACGGGGUUCGGUGUUAAAGAGAGAGUCGUGGGCUUCAUGCCGUUCCUGCUCAAACUCACCUUCAAAAACAUAAGCGACGAAGAGGGUAAAGUCAUCUACUUGGUUAUACAGGCGACACCAUUUUUCUCUGCGUUUAAAACGCCGAACGAGGUGGUGGUGAAAGCGGUGCCCUUUGUCAUAAGACAUGCGGCCAAUGGCCACAUUGAAUAUGUGGACCCUGAGUCGGUGCCCUACCUGGGGUACCUGCCGCAAGAUCUCGCUGACAAGGACGCGCUGAUGCUGUACCAUCCUGAUGACUUGAUGUAUCUACGACAAGUUUAUGAUACCAUCGUCAAAGAAGGAGGUCUCCCUAGAUCUAAGGCUUAUCGGAUGAUUACACAAAACGGUGACUACAUUCGGUUGGAAACGGAGUGGUCGUCAUUUAUCAAUCCUUGGUCUAAGAAACUGGAAUUCGUCAUUGGAAAACAUCAUAUCUUAGAGGGCCCGACCAACCCAGACGUGUUUCAAUCUCCUGAGCCGGAAAAAUCGAUGAAAAUUCCCGAAGAAGAAAAAAACAAGGCACAAAUGCUGAGAGAAACGAUUAUUCGAACAAUGAAUGAGGCUCUGACUAAACCCGCGGAAAUAGCGAAGCAACAGAUGAGCAAGCGUUGUCAAGAUCUGGCUUCGUUCAUGGAGAGCCUAAUGGAGGAAGUGCCCAAGACUGAUGAGGAAUUGCGCUUGGAGAUACACGAUCCUGAUCACAGCUACUAUGAAAGGGACUCGGUGAUGCUUGGUGGGAUUUCCCCACACCAUGACUAUUAUGAUAGCAAGUCUAGCACUGAGACUCCGUUGAGUUACAACCAACUGAACUAUAAUGAAACGCUGCAGAGGUAUUUCGAUAGUCACCAACCUAUCUCCUAUGAGGACUACAACACGGUCACCGGCGAAAACAUUCUCGGACUGAAAGAUCCGAGACCAAUCAUAAAUCAUUGCCUGUCUCCGAUGGCGCAGCAUUCGGGGGACUCUGGGGAAAUGACCUGCUCGUCAGAUUCCAACGGCAUGGUCAUGGGCAGUAACAGUCCCGUGAUGCCCCUCGGAGACUACCAACCAAUACGUCUCACUGAGGCGUUGCUUAGCAAAUCGUUUAAAUUUAAUAGGCAUAAUGCUGAUAUGGAAAAAGAGUUAAUGAAGAUGCAUAGAGAGACUCGUUCUAGCAGUAAGGGGGAAAGGGAGAAGAACUCGAAUGAGACUAGAAAGAAGAAGAAGGAGCACUUGGCGCGCUGUAACGCGUCCUACCAUCCUACCAGUGCUGGCGCCACCAAUACCGAGCAUCAGCAGCCCCAUGGUGUAAAGCGUACGUCUAAAAUGAUGGACGCUGAUGCCGGCGCGCACAAGCACCACUGCCCGUCGCCGCGUCAGGCGCGCCGCAACAAACGCACGCUGUCGACCAACGCGGCCGUCGCCCAACCAUCCACCAGUAUUACCACUACAACUGUCGGUCAGUUGGCUACAGCAUCGAAUCAUUGGCCAACCCCUCCUGCAAACAAUAUGAACACGUUCAUCUUGGGCGUAGGGAUUCCUCAGCAGAUGUCUAUAAUGAGCCCCAUGCCUCAUCCUAUGCAGGCCAUGCACACUAUGCCGGCGGUGCCAGGCAUGUUCCCGAUGUACUACGCUCCGGCGGCCGCGCCGCAACCGAUGCCUACAAGCUCAGGACAUCAUCACAUUCCUUCUAGCAGCCAGCAUCAGUUCCCUGCACCCAUGAUGAUGUACAGCCAGCCGAUGUACGGAGCUCCGUUCAUGUACUCGCCAAUGGCGCAACAAAUGUCUUACCCCAUGCAGCAAUCUCACAUGAUGGCUCAGUCCAUGCAACAGUACACCAAUACAAUGAACCCUUUAGGGUUGACCAGCAGUAACUACGAAGAGGCUUGUAAGCCCAGUUUAACAUUGAGGCCAAGUAAGGUGCAAGGCGGUGUGUGGCGUGACAAGAAAAGAGCAGAAUCUCAAGGCACAUCUUCAAAAACAGACAACGGCAGCGCAGAUAGUAACUCAUCUACGAAUGCGUUGAAUCGGGUGUCGGGGACGCACAAAAGUCAGAGUGGGAACGAGAAGUCUACGAUAUACUCAACUGACAUCAGAUCUUCAAACAGUAUGAGCGCUAAGCCUAACUUGGUUACGCGUUCGUCGAGGCAGGAUUGGCCUAGACUCGGCCUUAUACCUCAGAGCACAGAGGCUGUGCCGAACACUCCACCUUCAGCCAGGGAGAGUCGCCUCAGCAAGCUGAAUCGGCUGGGCAACAGCGAGGAGACCCCCGACAAGACUGAUGGAGAGUCUAGCUACUCGUCCUUCUACUCUUCCUUUUUUAAGACUGAGUCCGGUAGUGCCGAGGAUAGUGGUGACGGCAAGAAUGGCAAGGACAAGCAAGCUAGGAGCCCCCUAAAUCUGACAUCUUCAUACCAUUUAUCUCAUCCAACGAAGAAGGUUGCCAGGAGGAAAAUGGAACCGCCAUGGCUGGAACAGGUUUGCGUGACGUCAGAGUUAGUCUACAAGUACCAAAUCCUUACCAAGUCUAUGGAGGAGACUUUGUCCUCCGACAAACAGAAGAUGAAAACUCUGGAACAGCCUUCUCUGGUGAACGAGCAGCUGAGCCAGUUAUACCUAGACCUCCAAUUAGAAGGUGCUGCCGCGAGGCUGACCUUGGAGGAAGGUAUCACUAGUUCAAGUAGUUCCGGCGAAGAAACAACCACCGUUACAAAGCAUGCUUCUAACAGAGCCUCAACUUCUGGAAGAAGCGAAGGAAAGAGACAUACGACUUCACGCAGGAAACGGGAGUACAGCAAGUUAGUUAUGAUUUACGAAGAGGAUGCGCCCUUGCCGCCGCCCCCAGAAGACGCAGUAGAAGGAGGAGAGGCAUCCAGCUCGUCCACUUGUUAAAUUAAGGACCGUCCAAGGUCUAGUCGCAAGGUCUCCGUCUCCCUCGUCACGUUAUGUCGUAGCAAUGCACAAUAAUAGUAUAUUAAUUUGCAUUUAAGCGUCAUGAUAUACUCACGACGGUUCAGGGAAUGUUAAACUUCAAAUAUUCGUAAAUAGACAUAUAGGUGAGUGUAAGUUUGGACAUGUGUCGUAGCUGUGUGUUUGACGGACCUUCGUUCUACGAUGAAGACAUCGUGCUUGUGCUCGUGUCUUCGGACCCAGAUCUCAUUCAGUUCUCGAGUUAACUUGAAUGCAGUCGUCGUGUGGUGUGAUUCCAAUAUAGUUACUUAAGUAUCUGAGUUACGUUUAUCCUCUGUAUCGACUGCCAUUAGCACCAAAUAAUAGUGAUCGUAGAAUACUUUGCUUAAUUGAUAAAUAUGUAAAUUGAAUUAUUUUUGUUGCGUGUGUUAUUUUUUGCUUGUAUUUUAUGACACAAAUUCUAAUACUGAAUUGUAAAAUUGUUUAUGUAAACGUGAGUUACUUUGGGAAUGUUAAGAAUACGAGUUUAAUUUGUUAAACCUAUUCUAGUCUGUGAUACACAAAUUCCUAUUACAGAUAGUAGGUAGUACAACUAGAUGAAAAGAGAUUUAUAUAUAUAUAUAUGAUUAUAUACGUCAUUUAAUGUAAAUGAGUAAAUUAUAUUGUUAUAUCGGGGUACCAAAAACCAGUGAACUCAAUUUGAGCGCUUAUUGUAUCCUUAGUUCUCUUAACAUUCCGUUUGGUGCUCAGUUGCUCACAAUGGCUUAUAAAGUAUUUUAACAGGGUAAAGUAUUAUCAUGAAUCAGAAUCAAAUAUUAUAUUUUCAUAAGUAUAUUUAUACACAUAAUUAUAUAUGUAUACGAGCGUUAUGUUUACUGAAUUAUACUUACAGUCAAAGACUUAUUGCCUUUACUGGAUUACGCAAGACAUUGCUAUGUUGGUUGUGCGUUGUCCUAUUUAUGCAUUUGGAAUAAAUAAAUAAAAUAAAUAGCUGGACUGACUUGAACGUAAUGUGAUAUGAAAGAAUUGUCAGGUUUCAGCGACUUUAUCAUUUGUUGUAUACUUAAUUGGUUAUUUUUACGUUAUCGAAUGAUUAUUUUGUGUGUUAAUUUUAUUUUAUGAAACAAAAGUGUUAAAAUAAACUCAUCAUCGUAACAGGUGCCUUAGAAUCGAUCUUUAAACUAUUGUUCAGUGUGAAUUUAAUCGAUCAACAUUACAAAAAUAGAUUUUAUUUUGUUUUAAACAGUUGUUAGAGUAUGUUGUGUUAAUAUGUUGUUGGCAAAAGUCCGUGCAGGGUUUUGACAUUAUCAACUUUUGUUUAGUAUUUCCUACUAAAAGAAUAAAAGUCUUUUUGAGAUAUCUCUUUAUAUCUGAAACGAGUUUGUAAUUAAAUUUACAUAAUGCAUUUAUUAUAAAUGGUAUGUGAUUGAUGAAUUAAUGAGAUUUUAAUGUGUUGAGAGUCUAGUUUUGUACAGUAAGAUAUAUUUUUUUUAUUCAGAGAAAUUUUAAAAAUUAUGAAUUUGUUCGUGCGGUCUUUAAAUGCCAAGGUUACCAAAUUUUUGAUUUAGCUUAUAGAAAUUUGAAAUACUUAAAUGAGGCAUUCAUUCCUAUGUUUAGAAUCAGAACAGACAGAAUAGGUAACUCCAUAGUUACCUUAGUCCUAGUUAAAAUAUGCUGUAAGUGUGAUUAAUGUUAAGUUUGAUACGAUAGUUAUUUGUAAAUAUUAUUUGCGCACUAACGAUUACAAUAAGUUGGUGUUUAUUAUUACGUUAAAUUUAAAUUAUUCGUUUCUGAUAGAGACGUAUAAAAGAUUUUUAUAUUUAAGUUGACAUAUAGUAUUCAUGCUGUUUUAUAGUUGAAUACAUAGUUAAUUAUAUGCAAAGAUGUUUCUUUUUAUUUUUAUCUUGUGCGUGGUAAUUAUCCUGCCAUUUUCGUCACAUAAAAACAGAAAGAAAUGUUGAAUAUUACCAGUAAUUUUAUUCGUAAUUUCAAUUUAACUAGCGGAGUAAAGUUAGUUUAAAAGCGGUAUUUUGAAUGGUCAAUUCUAGUUCCCUUUAGAUGUAUCGUAAUUUGACGUUUACCACUUUUGACUCUUCUUUCUAAUUUAGAUUACUAACGCUUAUAAGGGAAGGAAGAAGAAUUACAAUUUUCUUAAAAUCAUUGCCAUUAAGUAAUUAAUUUUAUUCGCUAAUUAUUACGAGUUGGCUUCUACUUUAUUGAUGUUGCUUAUUAUUUUUAAAUUAAUUAAUUACAUUAUGAAGAAAAUUAAAUGUUACGAAUAAUUCACCAAAAUAUGACAUUUCUGUGAAAUAAAUGAUUGGAAAGUGAA